Molecule: messenger RNA, 2382 nt
Organism: Eriocheir sinensis (Chinese mitten crab)
Lineage: Eukaryota; Metazoa; Arthropoda; Malacostraca; Decapoda; Varunidae
Exons: 11
Coding region: 3-1892 (629 amino acids)
Source: RefSeq, a predicted model, not a curated record
GAAUGAUGACGUCCGCCGCGCCGCCCCCCGCCCCCUCCCCCCUGUCGCUGGUGGGGGGCGCCUUCCUCCUCCUCCUCCUCUCGUCCUCCGGCUCAGGAGAGUGUGACUUCCCGUCGUCGUGGUCGGGGCAGUGGUUCCGGUCGGGCAUGGGUCAGGAGGGGCCCGUAGAGAUCAGCGGCGGCACCAUCUCCAAGACGGGGCGCUGCGUGGACCGCGGCAAGGCCAACAGAUACCUCGUCAAGGAGGAGGCCUACAACUGCCACAAGUGUAUGGUGAUCAACAUGAAGCACCACAACGUAAUACAGUACAAGGAAUCGUACUGUGAGAACACGCGGGACCUCCGGAAGCUGUGCCAGGCCAUCACGGGGGACGCAAUGCUCUACACGAUGUUCCGCCUCGACGCCGACCCGGUCACCUGCCCCUUCCACGGCCCGCUCACCUUCACCUACUCCAAGGGAUACGGCGAGUGCUCCAACCCAGUCUCGCAGGUGGACUCCUGCUCCGAGGACUACCGCUUGCUGUUCCGCCACCAAGCCUGCGCUGACGUGCCCGGCUCAGAGAUAUUCCUUGAGGAGCUGGUGUGCCUGGGUGCGUGGAAGGAGGGCUCGAACCACUACCUGGUGGGCAAGGUGGACCACAUCCACAUCAACUCCGACGAGGACCGCUACCGCUGCUUCAUCUUCGACCACCCGCGCCACCAGGGCAACACGCAGACCUGGAGCCUCGCCCAGAGCGCCGACGCCACAUGCCAGGGCCUCAUUUCCGCCCACGAGGGGAGCGUCACCAUGAAGCUGACCAAGGUCCUACACAGUGGCCGCAAGUGCCGCUUCCCGUCGUGGCUCGCGGAGCACCGCCACUGGCACACGCUGGAUAACUCCCAGAGCUACUACGUCUACCACAAGAACACGUCGCUCCGCAUUAGCAACGGGACCGCGGCGCCGGAGAACGUGGAGACGAGGGGCCACACAGACAUCCGCCUGGUAUGCCACCGGUACGAGGGACACCACCACCACCACCCCGACGUCGACCCCCCCUCCUCCACCACCUCCACCACCACCACCACCACCACUACCACCGCCGCGCCCGCCACCGCCAGCGACCGCCACCACCACCACCGCGACCAGGAUAUCGUCACCAUCAUCGCCCAUGUCACUGUUGGAUGUAAGAGCGGGUACCAGUGCCUGCGUCUGUACCGGCGGGACAAGCGGGUAGUGCAAGUGAGGUCGGGCGAGCUGGCCUUCUCCGCGGACGAGGCAUGCUCCUCUCACUACUGGGUGCCCUCCAACGCCAACCUCACGACGCUGGUGGCGGUGGGCGGCCCUCCAGGUCCCUGCGGCCCCUUCGGGAGGUACACCGUGGCCCACAACGUGCCCCCCUGCGCCGGAGAGGCCCCCACCUACACCCACGUCACGGUCGGGUGCAACUCCGAGGCGAGGAACACACUCCAGCUGCGCUCCCUGUGCCCCGAGGAGAGUGUGUUUGAAUUCCACUGCAACGGCCAGUGGGAGAGUGAGGGCGUGACCUACGUGGUAGCCUCCCCCAUGAGCAGGGCCUCGGGGGCGCCGCGCCGGGUGUGCUUCGCCUACAACGUGGUGCCGCCGCCCGCCGCCCACGCCCACUCCCGCCCCCACACCCUCACCAUCACGGCGCGCCACGACACCUGCAUCCCACGCCAGCACGACGCCCACAUCUCCAUCAACGCCACGCUAGCAGGACAGUGCGUUGAAUCAGCAAGCAGCGUCAGCAGAGCCAGCACGGGGGGCAGGGGGGGCAUCAUGGGGGGGGACACGCCUCUCCUCCUCCCCCUGCUCCUCCCCCUCCUCCUCCAUCUCCUCCAGCACCUCCUCCACCACUCCUCUGCCUCCACCUCCUCCUCUCCUCCUCCCUUGUAGUUCAUGGAGAGAGAGAGAGAGAGAGAGAGAGAGAGAGAGAGAGAGAGAGUGAGAGUGAGAGAGAGAGAGAGGGGUAACAAGUGAGAUAUAGAGUUGAUAUGAAUAAAUAUUGUAUUGUAUGUGUGUCUGUGUGUGUACGUGUGUGUGUGUGUGUGUGUGUGUGUGUGUGUGUGUGUGUGUGUGUGUGUGUGUGUGUGUGUGUGUGUGUGUGUGUUUAAUGUUAAGCAAAUAGUGAUUCUUUUCGUUCUAGGGUAAGCUUAGUGACCGGCCUUGUUCAGUUCUUCUUGUUUUGUGAAGUGUUUGGAAAAAAAAAGAACGAAAGAAAAAGAAAGGAGGAAACUGAUUUGCAAGGUGGACUAAGAAGAAGAAAGAAAGAAAAUGGAAGAAAAAAAACAAUGAAUGAAGUGUAAGAAAACAUGACAUUAUUAUCUGAGGUUGUGCUUGUGAUGAAGAAAAGUGAAGAAAAGAAAACGAAGACAAUGAUGAUGAU